AUCCCUCCGCUGGGGUCGUCACCCCCGGGGUGCGCGCAGGCGUUUAUCCCCCACAGGGUCAGCGAAGCCGCUGGCGGCGGCGGCCUCCCUGUUGGCGGUUUCGCCCCGAUUUAGAGACUUCCCCCCCGCUUUCUUUCCCCGUACGUUCGCGGGUGGUGUAAGACCCGCCGACUUCCAGCACGGAGGAGCUUGCCCGUCUCCUUUAAGAGGGGAGGCUGGGCUUCCCGUGACCUCUCCGUGCGGCCGCCCCUUCCUGGUUGCCAUAGCGAUUGGCCGCUGGCGUCCUAAAAUGGCGUCGCUCCUCACAGACACUUUGUUCGAGGCGCGAGGGCAGGCCCCGGCGCCCAGCAAAGACUUCUACCAGCUCCUUGUCACCAAGACGGAGUUGCUUUUCUGCCACGUUGAUCUCUCUGGCACAGUGACUGUUAUGGCUGCAUCAAAGCAACUGCUUCUGUGGAAGCAUUACGUAAUUUUCAGGUGGUGGAAAAUUUCUCUUCGGAGUGAAUUUCGUGAAGCAAGACCUGGAGAACUUAGAGAAACUCAUGAAGACUUCUUGGAUGACCCUUCUCUCCAAAUUCAAAUAGCCAUCGUGUUUGGAGGAGAUACUCUGGAUCAUAUCUUCAACAUGUGCCGGGGGAAUUACGAUUUCCUAGUGCGACUUCCUGAUCCAUUGCUUUUGUACAUCAUGUCCUAUUUGGAUCUUGAAGAUAUUGCCAGACUUUCUCAAGUAUCUCACAGAUUUGAAACGUUAUGCAACUCUGAUAAACUAUGGGAAAUGAUUGUACAAAAUUUAUCGGGCAGAAUUACCUCAGAAAUGAGAUCCCUGGCACACGAGGUGGGCUGGAAGCAGUUCUUCUUCACUAACAAGAUUCAACUGCAGCUCCAACUAAGAAGAAGAAGACAGAUGAAAACUGAAUCAUCAGAUAGCCUGUCAGAUUAAAGGAGUGCUUUUCCUAGCUGGCGGUAACAACUCUGAUGUGUGCAUUUGUUCCAUAAAUGUCUUGCUUUGUUUUCUGGAAAAAAGAAAUUGAGCUGCAGGUAUAAAAUUAAUGUGGGUCCUGCCUUGAUGAACACUCAUUAUGAAGGUGUGCAAGAACAACUUUUUUGUUUCAUUAUUUCAUUUGUUUUCAUUGGGUAAAAAACUUCGUGAGGUUCGUUCAUUUACAGCACAUUUGUUUUCAUCACUCCCCUGUUUUUGCAUUGUCUUUAUUUUGCUUUUUCUUAGGGGCUGGUCAUGGAGGCCACUUCUUUGUAGCCUGCAAUUUAUUUUUCCAGAAAGACCUAGGCAUAGUGUUAACCCAGGGAAUUUGAUGGUGGUAAGGGUAGUAUUAGCUGCCACAAAAACGAUAAGGCGCCGCCCCCCCCCCCCGGCCUGGGUGCAAUUUUCCUUUAAAAAUGCAUUGAAAUGACACAACAUCCAGGGUAUUCUGGGGAAAUAAAAUGGCAGCUACCAGGAGAAGCUGCUGAAAGCAACUGAUGUUUCCUGUAGCUGCAACUUAAUUCACAAAGAAACAAUUCCCUUUCAUUUUGUAAGAUAUGAAAUAUCUAUACAUAGUUUGAGGGACCUGAUUAACUACAAUGACCUUUUUUUAAAAAAAAGGUUAAAUACUGUGUAAAUAUUUCUGAAGGCUAUUAUAUUUUUAAUAGCCAAAUGUUAAACCCACUUUUUAACAAAAGCAUAAAGAACUGCAUGGUCUGGAACAAUGACACUGCUCCCCCAAUUUCCAUCCUAAAACAGGAAUAUCCACUUGCAAGUCCAGAAAAGUAUUAUUUGCUCCAACCAUGGCUACAGCUUUCAAACUAACACUAAUGUUUACAAAGGACAUGCAAUGUUGUUACUUGGAGUUGUAAUACUUUUAAGACUAUCCUAAUAUUCAACUGAAAACAAGAUUAAUAUGGUUUGGUGACUUUCUUCAUCUGAGAUCUGCCUUCUGCUCCAGUGUUUAUGAUACAGUUCAAAAUGAUAUAUAGUACAUUUUCUGUUUUGCCAUAUUUUAUAAAAUGUGCCACUCAAAAUUUAGGCCUUACAAGUAUUUCACCUUCAGUUUAGCAGAGAAAUAAUUAACUUUCUUUCAAUAAUGUUCAGGUUUGCUUAUGUCCUUAAACAUAAUUUGCUUAGGGUAUGCUUAAUGACUUGAUUUCCUUGAUUUUAGAAAGUUGAAAAGUAUUAGAGUCUAAAUCUUGUCUUAAAUGAUCAGUAAGGGUUUUUUACAGUACAUUUUAAAAUACUGUGAAACUAUUAAGUAUUAUUAUAGAACACUUACAGUCCAAAUUGUGUCUUGAAUGAACAAUACUUUUAAAUAAAUGUAUAAAUAAUGUGAAAACGUUUUCCUGUGCUUAGUGUUCUGAAACUACUGAUUAUUUUUUUCUGAACUGUAUUUUAAUUUGGACUCUGCUAAUGUUACACCACAGAUUUUCAUUAUUGCUUGACGUAAACUGAAGGGUUCUUAUGUAAUUCAAGUAUUAUCAUAAGUAUGUAUGCAUAAACUUUUGGGAUUGAAGCCUAAAGGGUGCAACUCUCCCCUAGUGACAGCGCAGGAAGCCAAGCUCUGGCAUAUGCCAUUCACUUAAGAGCCCAGGCCCCCGCCCUAUCGCCUAGUUGUGCUGGUACCACUGAAACUACUGCAGCCAGUCUGGCCAGUCACAACACUUCCAGCACCUUUUCCCUCUGAAAACAAGGGACAAGCCUUGCUAGCAACUGCUGUGACUGCUCCAACCAGUGGCUAAUGAAUGAUGCAACUGACUUCCAUUUUAGACAUGUCUGAGAUUUACUAAUAUUCAGCUGUUGGUGUCAAAGAGGGUUUU
This is a messenger RNA of Podarcis raffonei (Aeolian wall lizard), 2805 nucleotides long. RefSeq names its product F-box protein 36 (gene FBXO36). The transcript has 5 exons. Gene Ontology annotation, biological process: SCF-dependent proteasomal ubiquitin-dependent protein catabolic process. Gene Ontology annotation, cellular component: SCF ubiquitin ligase complex. Bases 290 to 940 code for a protein of 216 amino acids. Lineage: Eukaryota; Metazoa; Chordata; Lepidosauria; Squamata; Lacertidae. Gene Ontology annotation, molecular function: protein binding. The record is from RefSeq and is a predicted model, not a curated record.